AUGGUCCGUGUCAGCACCAUGGCCGGCGAGCUCCUGGAAAGCUGCACGCCUUCUGCUUUCCAGAGCGUUGGGGAUCUGGCCGCACACGUGGCCUGCAAAAUGAAGGCGCCAAUGUGUAGCCUGACGACCUCCGCGGGCGAGAAGCUCUCGCCGCACCUGACACUGGAUGCCGUGGACGAGGAGCUGACAGCUGUGGCGGAGUCCGUGGACCCAUUGCUGAUCAUGCUUCAGCUACAGGAGCCGGAUGGAAAACUUCUGUGGCCAAAUCUCGAAGAGCUGCAGAGAGCUGCUGCGAAGGCCGAGGAAGACCUGGUGCGAUGUGCGUGUGGCAUCGGCGCCCCAGGGCACCUUGCUGGCAUGCCUUCACUUCCCUGGACCGACUCGACUGUGCCUGCCCCUCCCAUGUUCCUGCAGGAUUGCCUGGGGCAUUUCUCACUGGCUCCGAUGAAGCGCCUGGGACCCCCGAGGCAACUUGGAUGUCGGAUGACUCUUGACACUCCGGUGAUCCACGCCGGUGCUCGCAUAGUGGUCGUCGGCGAGAAGGGGGCGAGCGAGACCAGGAAGGAGACCUUGCACAUAAGAGAUGCGCCGAUGACACUGCGUGAUUUGCAGGCUAUUUGCGAGGACCGCCCGGACCUCGACGAUCUGAAGAAGGCCGUGGCGCACAUCGACGGCGAAGUCAUCCACCCGACGAUCGAAGUGGUGUCCUAUUCCCGUUAUGAGAUUACGUUCCAGCUUGGCCAUGAACGCUACAACUGGGACGACAUGUGA
Molecule: messenger RNA, 771 nt
Organism: Symbiodinium natans
Lineage: Eukaryota; Dinophyceae; Suessiales; Symbiodiniaceae
Source: the annotation of a GenBank genome assembly